Acipenser ruthenus (sterlet) is the source of this 4512-nucleotide messenger RNA. RefSeq names its product trichohyalin-like. The record is from RefSeq and is a predicted model, not a curated record. Bases 800 to 3373 code for a protein of 857 amino acids. Lineage: Eukaryota; Metazoa; Chordata; Actinopteri; Acipenseriformes; Acipenseridae. The transcript is spliced from 12 exons.
GCUGAAAUGACCUAUACCUGUCAGCAUAGUUUAAUAAUAAAUAAAAAUUAAUGAUAAUAUAAAAGCAACAAAUGAAGUCUGACGUGCAGUCUCUGCUACACUGUGCAUGCAUUUUUAUUCAAGCCAUAAACCAAAGGCUUCUUUCUGCGUGACGCUGACGUGAUGACGCUGUUUGUGAAAGGUAUUAUCAAUCGCUCUGUUUUAUUGAUUGGAUAUUAGCGACAGGGUGCUCUAGUUUUUUAUUUAUAGGCAGUUUUGUGUGCGGCUCCGAAACCUUUCCGCUCUCUCGGUUUAUGGCUUCCUACCUUUCCUUGAAAACGACCACAGAGUCAUUACCUAUCAUUUUUUGUUGUUUUGGCUUCUUUGACUGUUCAUGUAAAGGGGUAAACUUUAAAAAAAACGAUUUAUAUGCAGGGAUGGAAAACAAGACUCCCAUUGCAUAAGCGGUUCAAUCCGUUCCUGGUUUUACUCUGAGUUUAAUCAGACACACCUGAGCGUGUUACCUUUACACUGGGGCUAAUCAAGCCCGCCUGAAAACCUGGAACGGACGACACUGCUAUGCAAUAAGAGUCUCAUUUCCAUCCUAAAAAAACUAAAAAAAAUUAACUGUUGAGCAUGUUAGAGAGACCUUUAUCAUUUUGCUGCAUUCUAUUCGUUUCCCAGCUGUUCUGCUCUGUACUGUACAGUGGGAUGUUUCUGAAUAAAAAGCGCUAUAUAAAUGCAAUAAAUAAAUAAAUAAAUACAUUCGCUCGGUCAGGACUCCAAGACGGAGUGUGAGAAGUUUUGCGGCUGGUUCUGCAUGAAUGGGAAGUUUGUCCUUGCUGGGCUGCCAUCCAAGCCCCAGCUGGCUCGCUCUUGUUCCAGGGCUGGGCGCUGGAGGCUGCAGCCGGAGCUGCACACAGAAGCAAAGUCAGGACUGGAGAUCGGAGCUGGGAGUGCAAUCACACAGCUCAGGGAAAUAAAUACGGGAUCGCGCAUCCUGAAAGCUUGGGAAAAGCAGAAGAAAAGAAAACAAAGAGAAGUGUGCCAGGGCUUCGCGGUGCUGGAGGACGGGGCGUUGGCUCACAACCUGCAGGAACAAGAAAUUGAACAGUAUUACGCCUCUAACGUCCAGAAGAACCAGCUGGUGCAGAGAGACGUCCGCAUUGCCAAGAGACUGCAGGACGAAGAGGACCAGCGGCGACGGCUAACCGACUGCAGGAGACAGAUGAACAUCUCUUCCCGCGCCUCUCGUUGCAGUGAGGAGCAGGACUCGGAGUACGCGCAGACGAUUCAGGAAGACAUUCGGAGGCGCGCAGAGGAGGCUCGGAGGAGGGAGGAGCAGGACGAGGAAAUUGCCAAGAAGUUACAGGAAGAGGAGGAGCUGGAGAUUCGCAGGCGGAGACUUGACAGCGGUUGCCAAGGAAACCAGACCGGCCUUCUUAGCAACAGAGAAUGCGGCAGGCUGCAAACCCACCAGCGGCACCAGCCUUAUCCUGUAGACUGGAGGCACAGCGAGGGAGGCUCAGCCAGCAGGGGGCGCCUCCUUCCACCCAGCGCUACCGCGAACCGGCAGAGGACCGCGCAGUUAGAGCCAGCCGACAACAGCGGCGUACCCGGGGACUGUCCUGUGCGCCAGGGAAGCAGCGCUCUGCAGUAUGUUAAAAAUAACCUCGACGCCGCCCCCCGUGGUCCUGCCGUGGUUUUACCGGAGGAGGACUGCAGCAGAUCCCCGCGCGCUGGAAGAGUCCAUCGCGGUGGAGAUUUCAGGGAAGACGAGGGCUGGGUCCGCAGCGGUCGCCGUGGUGACUUCCAGGAAGUGGAUUUCAGGGAUGAGCGGGGUUACAGGGAAAGGGUAGGCUGGGUAAGCAGAGAGCUCAGGGAAGGAGAGGGAGGAGCUACUGGUUACCAUAGAGAUUUUAGAGAAAGGGAGGGAGGGACCACCAGCAGCAGCAGCCAUAGAGAUUUCAGAGAAAGGGAGGGAGGAGCCAGCAGCAGUAACCAUAGAGAUUUCAGAGAAAGGGAGGGAGGAGCCAGCAGCAGUAACCAUAGAGAUUUCAGAGAAAGGGAGGGAGGAGCCAGCAGCAGUAACCAUAGAGAUUUCAGAGAAAGGGAGGGAGGAGCCAGCAGCAGCAGCAGUAACCAUAGAGAUUUCAGAGAAAGGGAGGGAGGAGCCAGCAGCAGUAACCAUAGAGAUUUCAGAGAAAGGGAGGGAGGAGCCAGCAGCAGUAACCAUAGAGAUUUCAGAGAAAGGGAGGGAGGAGCCAGCAGCAGCAGCAGUAACCAUGCAGAUCACAGGAGAAGAGAGGGUGGGGUUAUGGAGAAUGGGGGAGGGGCUUGUACCAGUCACCGUGGGGACGUAAGGGUAGGCGGGGCUAACGUGAGUAGCUGCAGUCGCCACGACGAUCGCAGGGAGAGGCGGAGGCAGAGCGAGCACAGGCGGAGUGAGAAGUUCUCUCCCUCCAGCUCUGAGGAAGAGGAGGAGGGAGGGAACGAGAGGAGGAGGAGGAGGACGAGGGAGCACAGGCCCCACAGACAGCACAGCCUCCCCGCCACACCGCUCUCCCCAGCAGCACGGGACUGGAGGAAGACCGCAGAGGGAGGGUCCUGUGCUGGAGCGGCGCCCCCUGCUGGUCUGCAUGUUGAGGUGGCUCAGAUGGGUUUGCAGGACCGGGAGCAGGUUCUGAGGGAUGCGGAGCUGGCGAGGAGGCUGCAGGAGGAGGAAGAGGAGGAGGAGAGGCUGCUGAGGAAGGGACAGCGGCCCGAGAACGACAUCUCACCCCCGAGCCCGGCGUCGACAGGCAGGCUGUGGGACCAGGCUGCGGAGGAGGACUUUCGAGCCGCCCAGGUGGCACAGGAUGAGGAGAUCGCGCGCUUCAUGCAGCGGCAGGAGAUGAAGGCGUCACGUGAUCUGGAGGGUCAGGGGUCACGGAUGGAGCAUAGCGACCUCACAGACUCUUCAGAGAAGAGGAGGAGCCAGAACAGGAAGGUACUGCCCCGAAGCUGGUAUCAGAAUUUGGAAAGGGCUGAGGCUUCCCCUGGUCAGCACGAGCGGCUGGAUUCGGAGGGUCUGCCGUCACCGAGAGAGGAGGGGUCCCCAGAUCGAAGAGCAUCUCCCGCGCACAGGCAGCAGCAGCAGCAGCAUCUCCUCCCCAGGAACAUCGCUGAGGAGCUAGACCCGACUUUCAGGGUGAAACGGCAGGAGGACGCAGCGGAGGAGCCGGCUCUCCCAACGCCUGCGGCCGCUCGAUCUCCCCCCGGCCCCCCCUGCCGUUUCCACGACUACACAGACGAGCGAGCCGAGCCCACCUUCAUCCCCCCCACCAAGCGCCAGAGCGACAAGAUUAGCCGCCCGAAAACCAAAGACAGGAAGGAGGGCUGCAAACAGCAGUGACCCCCUCCCCUCCCCCCUCUCCAUCUCUCUCGCUCUCCAUCUCUCCCCCAGUCUCUGUCUCUCUCUUUCUCAUUCUCUCAACCUCUUUUCUCUGUCUCUCUCUCUCUCACAUUCCCUCCAGCACUCCUACCAUUCUCUCAUUAUUCCCAGCGUGGUUCACUUCAUGACAAUGCAGGGGUCACAGACCUGGCUCCUAUCGUACUCAGAAGCGAUUCCUGCCUUCACUGGGCAGCGUGUGUUACCCUGACGUGUCCCGGGCCAGGCCAGGGUGUGACCCAUGCAGAACUGAACUGCGCUGUUGAAUUGAUAAUGAGCUCUCAGUGUGUGUGUGCGCGUGUGUGUGUGUGAUACCAAUGCAGAACUGAACUGCGCUGUUGAAUUGAUAAUGAGCUCUCAGUGUGUGUGUGUGUGUGUGUGUGUGUGUGUGUGUCCCGGGCCAGGCCACACACAGUAUACAUUUUAUAUAUGACACAGUCUGCCUAGCAUAUCAGAAGAUUUGUUUAAACUUCACAGUGUUGCCAGUAUAGAUACACUGAUCUGUAUGUACACAAGUAUAUCAUUACCUAUUCCCUGCACCAGGGCAGAGUAGAGCUGGGGCUAAGCAGUAUUGCAUCUAGAUUAGAUUUUUUUUAACCCAAUGCAGGGUUACAAUGUAUUUUUUUAAAUUUACGAUUUGGAGGACCCUGGUUGGUUAAUUCCUUGCUUUGGUGCAUUUUGUUUUGUUUUAGAACUCUGUGUAAAUAAAAGCCUUGAAUAAACGGGGCAGGGGAAUCCUUGGUUCCAGUUUUAGUUUCCCAGUUGGAAUUAAAGCGAUUCCCUGAAUCUUACCUGUUCUGCACCUCCGUUAGCUACAUAGGCCAGCAAGGAAGUGCGACGCUAUCUGAAAGAGUGAUUUGCAAACAGAUUUCUUCAACUUACUGCAGUACCAGAUGGCGUGUUUUUAAAAUUAAAAAAUAUGUGUUUCUUUCAAAAGCCACACAUUUGAGCCCUGGAGAACAGGCAGAAUUGCAUGACCGGUAAGAUUAACCCUCUGCUCUGCCUUUAGAUAACCCAGCAGCAGCAUUAUGACACACAUUUUAUUUUUGAAAUUUGUAUCACUGUAUUAUUCUGUAUCAAAAUAAACAGUGUUGUAACGAGAA